Molecule: messenger RNA, 1035 nt
Organism: Paraglomus occultum
Lineage: Eukaryota; Fungi; Glomeromycota; Glomeromycetes; Paraglomerales; Paraglomeraceae
Source: the annotation of a GenBank genome assembly
AUGGAAAUGUCGGACUUAACUGAGUGUAUACGUGACAAGUUAAACCAACUCCGUCGAGAGAAGCAAAGACGUUACGAGCAAAUAUGCCAACAGCUAGACCAGGAAAUUCACCAGAAAACUGCUCAUUCCCGUGAAUUAUAUCUUAAAUUCGAACAGGCCGUUACCCACUAUCAAAAAGAGUCUGAAGCGCCAUUUGAUUUUGAUGAUGAUGAUUCGCAGAAAGAUGACGUGAGCGAGGAGGAGGAAGAAGUAGAUAGUGAUGAUGAGAAUCAUGGAAGAAAUGGUUAUGGAGAAGGAGUCGUAUAUGGGAGGAGAAGGGAUGAAGUAGGGGAUGAAAACGGAGGACUAGAGAGCAUAGUUAGUAUUGGAAAUUUGGUUAAUAGAGAAACUCCUAUGGUGAUGGAAGCUGAGGAGGAUAUGGAUGGAGGAAAGAGGGCGAAUGAAAGAUCAAGGACAAACGAUAGACUGUCCGGACAACAAAUCCCCUUGGCUGACAGAAGCACUGAUAGAUUGGGAAAUAACAUCAGGAAACUCGAAGCAAAGCCUAAGCGAUCUUCUCGAGAGAAUAGAAUCCGUACUGCACAUAAUAAAUGUUUGGAAUUGAAGAGUCAGAGUGAACUCGUAGAAGAGUCUUUGACCAAGGCGAGGGCUAGGCUAUUGUUUGCGCGUGAAGACUAUCAACGCUCGCUCCAUGCCUUUGACGAUCUUGAAAACGAAUUGACCUCAAUCUCUCAAACAUUUGAAGAGACGCAAAAGCGUGCAUUGGAACAGUUCUUUGCUGGUCUCAAUGACAAGGACGUAGAUGUUUAUGAAGCACAUCGCAAGUUCCAUGAAUCGGCUACCCAGGAAGCUUUGGAAAGACGAGGCAGAAAAAGAAAAGAAAUAGAAGAGUUGCAGGCGCAAGUGAGAGGGGCAAAGAGGAUCAAGAAUGCGGCGUUGCUGACCUCUGUGGUUGCUUUGGCUCCGUGGAUUGGUGCAAUGGCUUUAGGAUUAUGGGAGAAGUUUUUGAUAUUGCAAGGACAGUUGGGCGAGUAA